This is a messenger RNA of Penicillium macrosclerotiorum, 3114 nucleotides long. Its product is annotated as ATP-dependent 3'-5' DNA helicase. The record is from RefSeq and is a predicted model, not a curated record. The transcript has a single exon. Lineage: Eukaryota; Fungi; Ascomycota; Eurotiomycetes; Eurotiales; Aspergillaceae. Gene Ontology annotation, molecular function: ATP binding; nucleic acid binding. Bases 1 to 3114 code for a protein of 1037 amino acids.
AUGCCAGAGUACCCACAAGAGCUAUCUGCAAACCCCUUGAAGCGAAAACAAACCAAUGAGGAAGGCGAUCAGGCUUCCAGUUCUGCUGUUGCUACCUCGAACGCGUCGUCCCUUUCUUCAUACGAUUCGCCAGAAACCGUUCCCCUCCACAGCACGUCUGGUGGACAAAAAGUGCCGAAAUCUUCAGAAACAAAACGAAGAAAGACAGAGAAGGGAAAGAAACCGGCGGCAUCAAGUUCGCGGCCUAAAGCCCACGACAAGAAAACUCCAUCCGUGCCAUGGCCAGACGAAUUCAAGCGCCUAUCACAGACGCACCGGGCCCUGAAUCUCGUCUAUACCUUUUGCUGCACGCGCAAACACUUUGCCACGACAUUUGACAACAUCAAGAAGUCUGUCCAAGCCCAACUUGGGCAAGGUCGGGAGCUUACAAUUGAAGAUGUAGCACGAGUCCGGGUGCUCGUUCCGCGUGCGGUUCGAUUCGAGUAUGUGGAUGAAGCAAGGUUGGAAGUCAUGGCCGUUGACGACCGGGAAAUGAUGGACUAUGGACUUCACAGGCGGCAUUCCCUUCUCACCGAGGAAAACAUGGCGUGUACCAACGACGACACCAAAGACGUAUUACUAUUCGAAUUCGUGGAUGGGGACCUCAAGAGAGAAGUCCAAAAUCCCAAAACUGGAGAGCCAUCCAAACCAGUACGUCGCAUGAAGGAUGAAGAUCUCAAAAUGCCAGUUUAUAGUCAGAAACAGAUGCUGUCUCUGAUUGAAAAGCGAAACUCCAAGUUCACAGAUGCGAUUAACGCAUUCCUUGUUCGCUGCGAGGACAAAAAUCUAGACCCAGUCGAGACUUUGGAACAAGAGAAAGCCGCAUUCAUACCUUCGCCCCCUGGAAGUGGCACAAAUACUCCCGCCACUGCAAAAGCCCCAGCUGUAAUACCCAAAGAACGAAAAUCCAUUGCGGAAAUUAUCGCCGAAAUCCGAGAAAUGGAAUGGUAUCAUGCCCAAAUUGUUCCGGAAGGACACCGCGUAUUUGAUGCCCAGUCUCCUGUCUACGGCGAUUUGACCUUUCAGCUGUCACAGGAUCUUGUCAAUGCACUUUACAACACUAGAGGCAUUACACGGCUCUACUCCCAUCAAGCUGAGGCUAUCAAUCACUUAUAUGAUGGGCAUAACGUGAUUGUAUCCACCUCGACUAGCUCCGGCAAAUCUCUCAUCUAUCAGAUUCCAAUGCUUCACGAAUUGGAGAAAGACCCAGAUAGCAGAGGCAUGUACAUUUUUCCCACCAAAGCCCUGGCUCAAGAUCAAAGGCGCAGCAUGAUGGACUUGCUUCAAUAUAUGAGUGAUCUAGAACACAUCCUAGUGGAAACAUUUGAUGGAGAUACGCCGAUGAGCAGUCGAAAUCUCAUUCGUGAUGAAGCGCGCAUAAUCUUCACCAACCCGGACAUGCUGCAUAUCACCAUUCUCCCACAAGAAAGUUCGUGGCGUACUUUCUUAAAGAAUCUCAAGUUUGUGGUCGUUGAUGAGCUGCAUGUUUACAAUGGCUUGUUUGGCUCUCACGUGGCAUUUGUUAUGCGGCGACUCCGCAGAAUCUGUGCUGCAGUAGGAAAUCGGCAUGUUAAAUUCAUUUCUUGCUCUGCGACCGUUGCAAACCCGGAGGAGCACAUGAAGUCGAUUUUUGGUGUGCAGGAUGUGAGCUUAGUAGACUUUGAUGGGUCCCCAUCCGGCCGUAAGGAAUUUCUCUGCUGGAACACACCUUUCAAAGACCCUGUCGAUCCAACCUCUGGACGCGGUGACAGCGUCGCUGAGACUGCACGCCUCUUUUGUCAAUUGAUUCUCCGAGGUGUCAGGGUCAUUGCCUUCUGUCGAGUGCGGAAGCUUUGUGAGAUUCUUCUUCAAGCGGUUCGAAAUGAGUUCCAGGCCCUCGAAAGAAUGGAGGUUGGCAGGAUGGUGAUGGGAUAUCGAGGCGGAUAUAGUCCUCAAGAUCGACGCCGGAUCGAAAAAGAGAUGUUUGAAGGACAGCUCAUGGGAAUUGUUGCGACCAAUGCUUUGGAGUUAGGUGUUGAUAUCGGAUCUCUCGAUGCCGUGAUCACUCUCGGAUUUCCAUAUUCGAUUUCCAACUUGCGCCAGCAAAGCGGCCGAGCCGGACGACGCAAUAAGGACUCUCUUUCUGUGCUUGUAGGAGACAGACACCCAACGGAUCAACAUUAUAUGCAGAAUCCCGAUGAGAUCUUCACUCGCCCUAACUGCGAGCUGCAGGUCGACCUAGCCAACGAGCUGAUCUUAGAAGGUCAUGUCCAGUGUGCUGCCUUCGAGAUGCCCAUUCGCCCCGACGAGGACCAUAUUUACUUUGGCAAGCAGCUUUUCGCACUCGCAGCAACCCGCCUGAACCAAGACAGUCUCGGCUUCUACCAUUGCCACGAACGCUUUCGGCCUCAGCCAUCACGGUGUGUCGCCAUCCGCGACACUGAAGACACCCAUUUCGCCGUGAUCGACACUACAAACAACCGCAACAUCGUCCUCGAGGAAGUCGAGGCGUCGCGCGCCUUCUUUACGAUCUAUGAGGGCGGCAUCUUCCUCCAUCAGGGCCAGAAUUACCUUGUCAAGGAGCUCAACCCCGAGCGCCACUUCGCUCGCGUGCAACGCGUCCACGUCGACUGGAGCACCAUGCAACGUGACUUCACAGACAUUGACCCUAUCGAAACGGAGGCAAUGCGUCUUGUCGGCACCGAACCAACCGCAUGCCGUGCCUUCUUCGGCGCGGUCCAAAUCCACUCCGUUGUCUACGGAUUCUUCAAGAUCGACAAGCGCGGCCGCGUGCUCGACGCCAUCGCCGUGGACAACCCGCCAAUCGACCUUUUCACUAAGGGCAUGUGGCUGAACGUACCUUCGCGCGCAAUCGACAUUCUCGACUCGCACUGCCUCAACAUCGCUGCCGCCAUCCAUGCUGCCGAGCAUGCUGUCCUCUCACUUCUCCCUUCCUUUGUCAUCUCUUCCCCCGGCGACGUCCGCACCGAGUGCAAGGUCGCCAAGAAGGAACUGGCUCCCCGCGCCGCGUCGCAGAAGGCGCCAACAUUGAUGGGAAGCUGCCGCCGCCGGCGCGCCAGCGUCCUGCGCGGCUGA